Molecule: messenger RNA, 7771 nt
Organism: Labrus bergylta (ballan wrasse)
Lineage: Eukaryota; Metazoa; Chordata; Actinopteri; Labriformes; Labridae
Gene: necab2
Product: N-terminal EF-hand calcium binding protein 2
Biological process (GO): regulation of amyloid precursor protein biosynthetic process
Cellular component (GO): cytoplasm
Molecular function (GO): calcium ion binding
Source: RefSeq, a predicted model, not a curated record
GAGCGCUCCGCAGCAAAAGGAUGUGUGAGCAGGCAGCGCGCUACUGUAGGGACGGAGUCCACAAACUGCUGAACAAAGAACAAGCCAAACUUCGAGCCCAGGAAAGCAGCGAGCAGCCGAAACCCGUAGCCUGUCAGGACAGCGAGUCCGCGACGGCAGCGCAGUCCGGAAACAGCGGCGCCCAGCCCGGUGGAAUCGACGGGCUCGUCCGCUGGAUCGUCACCAAAAUGAGCGACAACAAGAACAUCUCCAGCCGGGAGUACGCCUCCAGCAGAGAGGAGGUGGCCGUGGCUCAGGAGCAGUUCUUUGCCCCGGAACCGCGGAGAGGCAUCUCCGUUAUUUUGGAUAUAUUCAGAAGAGCUGACAAAGAUGAUGAUGGUAAGCUGUCUCUGGAUGAGUUCCAGGCUUUCUUCUCUGAUGGCACGCUGAACGAGGAAGAGCUGGAGAAGCUGUUUCACAUCGACUCUGAUAACACCAGUAAUGUUGAUACUAAGGAACUCUGUGACUACUUUGCUAAGCACAUGGGAGAUUAUGAGGGAGUGCUGGCCUCAUUGGAGACACUCAACCUUUCCAUCCUCAAAGCCAUGGACUUCACCAAAAAGGUUUAUGAGAGAGGGACCAACGUAGAGCAGUUUGUGACCCGUUUCCUGCUGAAGGAAUCAGCCAAUCAGAUCCAGUCUCUUCUGAGCUCUGUCGAGAGUGCCGUGGACGCCAUUGAUGAGCAGCACAGCCAAUCAGGUCAUCUACCUGCCAAGGUGAGUCCACGGAUGCCAGAGAAGCGUAACGAAAACUCUGUCCCUGACUACCCCCCUAACAACAGAGUCAGUGCCAGGGAGGCCGUCAGGACCAUCAACACUGCCUCAGGUGCAAUAGAGGUGAGGAAAGAAGGUCUGGAGUCUCAGAUCAACCGCCUGGCUGAACUAAUCGGACGCCUGGAGAAUAAGACGGUCUGGUUUGAUCUGCACCAGAGGCUAACAGACACAGAUGGCACCACCAGCGCAUCCUUGUUGCUGAUUCGUCAGGAGAUGGUGGUUUCCCAGAAGAAGCUCGGCGAGUUUUGCGAGGCUCUGAAGCAGUACUUGAAGAAUGUCUCCACUCAGAGAGACUGCUUUCAUGUGACUGCCGUGCGACUGCCUGACGGUUUAUCCUUUGUCGUGUAUGAGUUCUGGGAUGGAGAGGAGGAGUGGAAAAGGCACCUCCAGUCGCCCGCCAACAAAGCCUUUCAGCAUGUGAAGGUGGACACACUGUGCCAGCCAGAGGCCAUGUCCUCUGUAGCCGUGCCAGCCGCCUGGUGCAGCGUGAACAAGGACUGAGCAUGAAGAUAUUCAACAACACGCCAAGACUCCUGGACACUUCCCCCUUUCCUCUUGAAGCCCCUUCCCACCCAAAACCCUAGACCUGUACCCCUGCAAUUCUACCCCUCUCACAUCCCCACCUCCCCCUCCCUCCUUUAGCCCUCACAUUCCUCAACUCUUUUUGUAAGUACAUGUUUACACAGUGAAAAUGAAUGGUGUCAACCGCAGUGAAAAUUGAACAAACAGUGCAUUUUACACGGAGAGAUUACUGAAAUGCAAUCUCAACGUAGUGGUUUUAUGGCUACAGGUAUUGGAUUCUGUCAUGCUCAUGUUUCAAGUAGCUUUGAGCCACUUUAUGGUGGAGAUUGUCAUGUAGCAAGGACCCUGAAGUUGAGUUUUCAUGUAGCAGUCAGUCAGUACGUUUACAUGCACAGUUAAGUCGAACUAGGGUUAUAGCUCGAUUGGGCCAUUUAUAUGGUAGACUGUCCAUGUCCCAGUGUACCAGCACCGAGGGAGAAUCAAUUUAUGGACAAAAGUGUGUCAUACUCUUCUACCAUAGGGAGCGAUAUGCCCCAUUUCAGCUAGUUACUAUUGGACCUUUUUCUGGUUAGCAAACAGCAAAGUGGUGGUUGCAUAGGUUGUACUGUAUGUUGAAUGGUGAAAACAUGGACAACUUUACAGCUCUGUGAAUUUCGUACAUGCCCAUCACUUUACUUUUGGUUAAAUUGCAAUGCAUCCUAUCCCUCUAGCUUAUGGUGAUACCCGGAGGCCGAAGGUACUGCAACUUUUGCUUAGUCAUGUAAUUAUGCUGUUUGGUGCAAGGAUUGUGGAACAGGCUACUUUGGGCCCAAUUGAGGUGUAUACAUACACAAGAGUUAAUCAAUCUUCAACCGCAUUAUCUAGGUGUGUUUGUCCGACUCCAAAAAAUUUGAUUUAAUACUCUUUCAGUCGCACUAACAUGUUUACAUGCAUUGUAAAAGUCUAGUUUUAGUCGGACUCGGACAUCACAAUAAAUCGACUCUAACUGCAUGUAAACGUACUGACCAUCUUUGGGUAGUGCAUUUAUGAAUGCUGCAUUUAUUUCCUCUUUGUUAGGGUAGAAUUUACCACAGGUAGCUCAUCUUACUGUUGUUUCAUUGUAGCUUCUCAUUUCACAUUUGCACUCACACAAAGUGUUGUACACUUUGGUUUGUUUUGUUUUUUGACAUUAUUCUCACAUCAGCCAUAAACACCUUACAUUGACACGUUGAGUAUAAUGUAUGAGGACGAUAGACCUACCUAGUUGCUGGAUAAGCUUGCAAUCUCAGGAAAACUGAAUGCUUGAAUUUAGCUAGAACAGUUAGCAUCUAGCUAAUGGUUAGACUUACUUUCCCAGUCACCUGAUUCCAGGUCACUAAAAACAGUAUUCAAUGGUAAAAUCAAGAAGACCUUGCAAGCAGUCUUUUACAAGGUAAGACAGACUCUGACUUAAUACAGGGAGGCAGAUAUCUAAUAUGAUUUAAGUUCUUCACAAAUAAAUGCUCUUUUUCAUUUCAAAUACAAAUGGCACUGAGAGGUUAGACUUGGGUUAUUUCCUGGACUGUCCAUUAUUAUCCUAUAUACCAAUGGAAGAAAGGUAGAGUUCCUGUCAGGUAUUCCCUCAGUAUCUCAUUGGGUAACAGUCCUUACACACUCUAUCAAAGAACUAGGGCUAUGAUUGUAACAGUUCUUAAAUGCUAACAAGCAUUUUAACCAGUCCUUGAAUGUAUGAAGACACCUUUUAAGUGUAAUUUUUUGUGUUGUUUUUCAAAUUUGGACAUAGUAUUUGAAUUCAAAGUAUAAGCCUUUUAUUAAACAGGUCAAUCUGAUCCAUUUGUUUUGGUGUGUGAGACCCAAGUACACCUAUGUUUAAUGGCUACUGUGAGAGUAAUGUCUCUGAUGCUAUAGGAGCUUAUUUAGCAUGUGAAAACAAGUCCAAGCUAACUUGUGAUUCUCAGACAUGUAGCCAACCAUUAGAGUUAGGGAUUUAAACCUCAUUACAAACCUUUUAUGUCAUGAAACACUUUGGGGUCAAAUGUUGAAUCUCUACACAGUGAUAACAGGGCUGAGAUGAACAGAUAAUAUAGCUGUAGAGGGAUCAUGAGUGACUUAGAAAACAGUCUGCUGCUACUUUGAGACAGAGGAGAUUAAGUAGAGAGACAAAGAUAGCACCUCACUGUUCUCCAUGCAGCUAAAGUUUGUUAUAUUUUUUGCCUUCAGUAAGUGUAUUCUUUCUCUGAUUUGGCGAUGGGUAGCUUAUAGUAGUGGUGUAAGUUUAGGAGAGAUUGUACAUAUGAGAAUAUUGUUCAGUUAUGACUAUAUUUGUAUUUAUUGACAUCUUUAGUGCUAUGGUGCAAUUUUUCCUCAGUGGAAGUGGCAGUAGCUAAUUAGGCAUUGCAGCUUCUUGUAACAGUUUGUUUGAAUCAGAAUAACUACCAUCAGAAACUUUAAAUAGAAACCCAUCUAAAUGACACUGAAUAUGAAGCCUUAAACAUCAUCACAUGGAGGAGGAGGUCGAGGUUUUGAGGAGUUUUCAAAAGAUUCAUUUCUUCAUAGAAUGUGUUCUAAACUCCCAGUAAGUAGGGGAACCUCUGAGCAUUAGAUUACACAACACCAUGUCUGAGUUGCAUUGACAUUUUGAUGACACAAAGAUCGUUUCACUAUGCCAUAUCACUAGAAAAACCCUUGAAUUUAUGAUAGUACUCCUUAUAACUAAGCAUACUGUUAGCUCCGCACCACCUUGGCAUCUAAACAUCCCUCACUACAUGCCUGAGCAGUGCGUGUGCUUAGCAGAACCACAUGCUUUUCAUUUUGUAAUGCAUUUUAACGGGUUAAACAUCCUCACGGCCCAUGUGUGCUGCACAGCUUUGCUAAAUCACAGGGUGUGGCAGUGCUGAAAUACUACAGAACCAGGCUGAAUUUGGUUCUUUGCAGAAAAAUGCUAAAAUAGAUAUGUCAUAAUUACAUAAUACCAGCAAUAAUACUUUUUUCACUAAGGUUUCAUUGUCUAUAUCUUUAGACAAUGAAUUGUUUCAACACAAACUCAGCGUAAAGAGGGUCAGGCUGGUUGCAGCUGCAUGUAGUCUAUGUACACAGGGACAGAGUGGAUGUUAGUUCUGUGAGGCAGUCACAACGCACUGUUCAGGUGUGCAGUGUCUCCCCGGCUUUACACAUGAAGAUCAGGUAUACUGUCUCCAUUCAACCCACUAAUACAAGCAUGUCUAUAACUAUAACUGAACUGGAGUAUCAAAGAAUCAACAGCUGGGUGGGUCUGAUCAGCUAGGUCUGUGUCUAUAACGAACUAGAACUAGACUUAGUUUUGAAGCUCUGGUAUUUAUGUCAUGUUUAGGACCAAUGACCAUGUUAUUGGAUGGAAGUUUUUGAAAUUUGACAUAAGGAGUGCGGCCCACUUACCAUAAUUGAUGCUUUAACCCAUUUUAUAUUAAAGCUCCAUUCUGAACGACUACAACCCAGUGGAGGGCACUCUUAAGCAAGCACAAGGGUCAAGGGAGUGCAUUGAGACUAGACAUUGGGCUACUGUUUAGUUUUAAUCUUUGGCCCUGAGUUCUAUUCACAAUCCAAAUGAAAUGAAGUCAAUUGACACCUCUAAAGUACAUAAUCCAAACUGGCAUCCUAUCUUACUGACAUAUUAUAUUUAGACAUAUUAUGUAUGUCUGGCUCGUCCUUAUUUUGAGAAGAUUUGCUUGAAAUUGAUCAGACCCACCUCUGCAUCUGCUCUGUUUCUUCUUUAUCAUAUCAAUACUGGGGAAAAAACUGAGCUCAAUAAAACCUUACCAAGCCCCCUCACCUAACCUUCUCACGACCAGCACCGCCAUGAGUCCACCACCGUCAAACAAUCAGACUCUCACUCUGAAAGCACAAUGUAAAAAAAAUAAGUGAAUAUUGUGACUUAAAGAUACAGUAUAUAGGAGGUUGUUGAGUAUGAUGAGAGUAUUUAGAGAUAUAUAUAGUAUUACUGUUUAUCUGUUUUGUUUCUUAUUUAUAGCUCUAUUCUUUCAAAGGUGCCAUCAUGCCAUCCAUCUCACACUUGAGUCUAUUUUCUCUAUUUCCCUCUGUGAAUGACAGCCAGUCAGUCAUCUGCCAGUACUGUGGUAGUAGUGAGUGGGGAUCUAGCUACAUUGAUACUUAUAAUGAUCCAGCACCAUUCCCUUCUUUUGGAGCGCUGUGUUGCAUUGAGCUGGGCAGGACUGUGUGGAAUGUGGACAUAUUAAAUGAUGUUAAAUAUAUCAAGUACACAGAAUAUGUAUUACAGUAGGCUUAUAGAACAGGCAUGCAAAGGCGUCGCUUCUUUAUCUGUGAAAUGUAUCGAAUAAGUUCAGAGUGUCUGUGAUGAAGAUACCCUGUGGAGCUGUGCUAUGGAACAAGGUGUUUACAAGUUGGCUCCUGCUGGUUACACUGUAGUAUUCUGACUCUAAGCAGUGGUAAAGCUACGAGAAAUGUAGCAAUGCGUCAACCAAGCCAAUUAGGUCUAGGUGGCUACAAACAAUACAGUGGGGAAAACGAAAGAAAAGGAUUUUUGUAAGUGUGUUCUGAUGAAGGAACGCACAUUUUAAAAGCACAUGGGUGUUCUGUCACUUGGCAUCUGUAUAGCUCAGCUGCAUUGUAAGGUUUACAAGAUUCCUGUAUCGAAGAAUGUACUAAGAAGUGCCCAAUGAAGACGUUUCAGAGGAACAAAGCAGCAUUACGGCCAAUGUCAGAUAAGUUUAUGUUGGUUACCAAACUUUUCUGACAUUGAUGCGUGCACAUCACUCGAAAAAUCUAUGAAGUAAUUACAUUAUCCACAACACCAACUAAUCAGGAGAUGUACAAUCCCGGAACAAUUACAUUUUAAAUAAUGCCUUCUUUUAAUUCUAAGUCCUGUCUCCUGUUCCAGUAGUGGAAAUCAAUAGUCUAACAUUACAUCUUAAUAUGGGCUGUUGUCCGUGCCUUUAGCCUGUCUUGCCUUGAUUACUGCAGUUCAAUAUUUAUUCGCCUGUAGCCUGCAGUCAGUGGUGAGUGCACCCAGCAAACGCUAAGCACAGAGAUCAUAGCUCUCCAUAUCUUUGGAGGAUUACUUAAGCCUCCUACAGAGUUGAGUUUCAGAUUACAUUAUAAGGCUUUGGCUCUAUUAGGGUUUAUACUUCACCAUUGUGUUCAGCUGUAGAGGUCACUUUGGCUUCAUGGAAGUUUCGAUGCCUCAGUGUAGGCAAAAACCCUGCUAAUGAGGAACAAUGCUUUUGGCCUUCAUUUUGUCAGAAACACAGAUGGAUGGUAACUUCAACAUUCAUUGCUGACUGUCAAAAGGACUUCUGAGGACACAGCGGAGGCCUUUAGAAGACCCUGAUUUUUUUUCCAGACAUCAGGAUAUCUGUCUAUAUGUAAACCUUAAACUGCAGCCGAGCUGAUUACAGAACAACCAAUUACUUACAAGACGGCUCCACAAGGUACCUUUACCCUUUCAUUCCUUAAAAAAAAUGACAUGCACUCCUGUGCCAAUAAAAGCUUGUUUGCGUUCAAGAAGGAGCUGCUGUAUCUGAAUAGAAACAUAAAGCCAUAUUGCAUGGAUUGAUGUGUACAUGUCAGUGACCCAAUAUACUGAUAGCCAUAGUUUUACAGUACUCCAGUGCCCAGCUAAAUGCAGCACAUGCGAUCUUACUGAGGGCUUUUCUUUCCUGUACAUUGUGCCCAGCCUGGUUGGGUUGUGUAAAUGAGUUAGAUAGUGAGUGAAGUGUCAGAAAUGCCAAUACUGUUUCCUAUUGAUACAUUCCUGAAUGUCCCUCAGACUGUGCAACCUGUUCUUUUCUAUCCUACUCCUCAGUGCAACCUGUGCUUUGUCAUACAAUGAAAGAGUUAUGCUAUUGAAAUGUAGUGACGCAGGACUUGAUUGAAUGUUUCCCAGCAACAUGAAAAGACAACAUGUAAAACUUCAGGAGGCCUGGUGGACGCUGGUUGACAAUAAGCUUGUCGCCAGGUCAGCCUCAACACGCUUUGUGACAUGAACAACAGGCCAAUCAGGAAACUGAAAAACGGAUCAAGGCAAUAACUCUUCCCUUCUAUGGCUGUGUUCUUUUCUAUCCUUCAACUGAGUGCAUGUCAACUGAAUGUCCAGUAACUUCUUUGCUGUAGUAUUAGGCCAUGCUACUCUUCAAUGGGUUUUGUGCAUUUCUUACCUUUUUUCUUUUCUAGUAUACCUAUAAAGGAGAAAGAGACUAAAAUCUAUGAUAUUAAAAUAUAUAUGACUAGAAAAAAAUGGCAUUGAAGAAUGAACAUUCACUUUUAUGGCAAUGUUUAAUGAAAUAUUAAUUCUUAAUGUAUGUUUCAGUAAAACAGCUUUCUCUUCUUAAGUGUAGAGACUUAUUGCAGGGAUGCAAGUAUUAUAUUUGGUCUUAAAAUAAUAUAUUGUUGAAAUUCUAGAUGAUGUAGAGUGAUACAAUUCAAUAAAACUAUAAAACUGCAAA